Messenger RNA from Nymphaea colorata (pocket water lily), 1459 nucleotides. Its product is annotated as 1,4-dihydroxy-2-naphthoyl-CoA synthase, peroxisomal. Lineage: Eukaryota; Viridiplantae; Streptophyta; Magnoliopsida; Nymphaeales; Nymphaeaceae. Gene Ontology annotation, molecular function: 1,4-dihydroxy-2-naphthoyl-CoA synthase activity. Gene Ontology annotation, biological process: menaquinone biosynthetic process. Bases 209 to 1210 code for a protein of 333 amino acids. The record is from RefSeq and is a predicted model, not a curated record. The transcript is spliced from 9 exons. Gene Ontology annotation, cellular component: cytosol.
GAGUCUCCGAUUGCUCGACUCGGUUUUCGUGAUCACUCUCGGGCUGUCGUAAUCACAAAUUUUGAAACACGUGGAGAGGAAAAGGUAAAGAGAGGAUUGGCCGACAACACAUGCGCAUCCAAUACUGAAUUGAGAGAACGGAUGCCUCUGCUUUCCUGCGACACUUGUGCCUAACUUCCUGGUUGCUGCUGAGGUUCUCUCCCUCUCUAUGGCGGAUACUCCUGAAACCCGGCGCAAGGCCUUGGCUAGAAUAUCAUCCAUCACCAACCACCUGGUUCCCCCGCUCGUUCCUCAAGUUCGUCCCUCGAACGCCUCGAAAUCGGAAGGGGAAGGUGACAGUUACCACAGAAUUCAUGGGGAGGUUUCAUCCGCAAAGGUCAUCUGGAGGGUCUGCUCUGACAAAGAGGGUCCGGAAUUCACCGACAUUAUUUAUGAAAAAGCCGUUGGAGAAGGCAUUGCCAAGAUUACAAUCAACAGGCCAGCAAGGAGAAACGCUUUUAGGCCUCAGUCAGUUAAGGAGCUAAUACGUGCGUUCACUGAUGCUAGAGAUGACAUAACCGUCGGAGUAAUCAUCUUAACUGGCAAGGGAACACAAGCGUUUUGUAGUGGUGGGGACCAAGCAUUGAGACUGUCAGAUGGAUAUGCUGAUAAGGAUAGUUUUGGUCGUCUUAAUAUCUUGGAUCUGCAGGUACAGAUACGCCGUCUUCCCAAGCCUGUGAUCGCAAUGGUUGCAGGUUAUGCUGUUGGAGGUGGUCAUGUCCUACACCUGGUCUGUGAUUUAACAAUUGCAGCUGAUAAUGCAAUUUUUGGCCAAACUGGGCCGAAGGUUGGGAGUUUUGAUGCUGGGUAUGGAUGCAGUAUCAUGUCUCGUCUGGUGGGUCCUAAAAAAGCACGUGAAAUGUGGUUUCUGUGCCGAUUUUAUGAUGCUGCCGAAGCAGAGAAAAUGGGACUUGUCAAUGCUGUAGUGCCUUUAGAAAAGCUAGAACAAGAAACAGUGCGUUGGUGCCGGGAGAUCUUAAGAAAUAGUCCUACGGCUCUUCGAGUUUGUAAAGCUUCUCUUAAUGCUGUAGAUGAUGGGCAUGCUGGCUUGCAGGAAUUGGCUGGCGACACUACCUUGAUAUUCUACGGUACGGAUGAAGCAAAUGAGGGAAGGUCUGCGUACAUGCAGCGAAGGCGACCAGAUUUUUCACGGUUUCCAAGGCUGCCAUAGCAAAGUAUGCUCAUCCCUCGCUCUCUUUCUCUCCCUUUCUCUCUUUGUAUGAACGAGAUUGAGCAGUGUUCAAACCACUGAUCAUAUCAGGGAUAAAUAUGACGAACAGAACGGCACUGCUUGGUCAAGGUUUGUAUGUGCCAACUUCAAGCAUGAUUAGAUAUUGAUCGACAAGUUUUCUGUUCACGGCAAUGUUAAGAUAGAAACACUGUGAAGACUUGCUAAUAGAGCUCAACAUUGACACUCUUC